UGCAGUGUGUGUGCUGCAUUCAACACUCACUGUCGCAUCCUAACACUCAAGGGCGAACUUCCCCCUUCCCGGCCAAGUGCCCGAACUAGAAUCUUACCACAGAAUGGUUUGGGUUGGAAGGAACCUUAAAGACCAGCUGGUUCCAGCCCCCCUGCCACGGGCAGGGACAUCUCCCACCCGACCAGGCUGCCCAAAGCCCCGUUACUUUUGAUUAAACAGAGAUUAAAGCCCCUUUGUGAGCUGCGUGAAGGGCUCUACCGACCCUCGGGGGCCGGGCUGGAAUAACACCCGCCGGUCAACGCGGGCAGAGCGCGGUGAAGUGUCAGGAGCCUUAUCAGGCUGACACCGCAGCGGCUGCAGCGCUCAGACAAGAGCCAGAGCCCGCCCAGCCUUCUCCCAGACGCCGGCCGAGAGCCAACAGCUGCCGCUGACUUCCUCUCCGCCCCUCUCCGCCCCGUUAUGCCCGCAUGCGCGCGCCCCGGAGUGUUCCGGUAACGGAGCGGGAUGGACGGAGCCGGACGCCGAGCCCUGGCGCUGCUGCUGCCGCUGUGGUGCUGCCUGCUGGCCGCGGCCCCCCGCCGCUGCGCAGGCCAAACUGAUCUGAAGAGUCCUCAGGAUAUUCAGGUCUAUGUUGUAAACACAAAUUUCACUCUAAGGUGGAACUACACGGGGAGCGAUACCAAUGUGACAUUUUCAGCAGAGUAUCAGUGGUUUGGUGAUCAUAAGACAAGUGAAACGGAAUGGGAGGAGUUGCCUGGGUGUCAAAAUGUCACUGACACAGAAUGUGACUUUUCUUCAGCAAUAACUGAAUACUAUGAUAAGCAUCUUGUGCGCGUAAGGGCUGAACGAAAGGAAGACAAGUCACCAUGGUCUAGUGUUUUUGAAAUGAUUCCGUAUUUUAUAGCUCAGAUUGGUCCCCCAGAAAUACAUUUGCAGUCCAUAAAUGGUGUCAUUAAAAUUCAAGUUUCUCCUCCAGAAGCAAAUCAGGUCCGAAAAAUGUGGAUAUCUCAGUUGAGUUUUAAAUAUAAUCUAGUUAUCUGGGAAAAUUCAUCAGAUGCAGAGGUCAGAAGUGAAAGUAUUUUUCCUACGGACACAAUCAAUGGUCUUGCACCAGAGACAACCUAUUGUUUAAAAGUUCAAGCAACUCUUCCUUUUUACUCUCAGGAAGGCUUAUUCAGUCCCAUUCAUUGUGUAAAAACUACCCGUAAAGCAAAUGACUCAUUUUGUCCAGCAAAUCUGAAAGUUUUUGCUUUGAACAUGAAAUUUCAUCUGCAUUGGAAUAAUCCUUAUAAACAACACGUGAACUAUACCGUACAGUAUCUCAUUGGUUAUCUAAAGAAACUUCAUGAUGAUUACUCUGUGAAGUGGCUCAAUGUACCCAGAUGUGAAAACAUCACAAACACAAAAUGCAAUUUCACGUCUAUCAUCACCACUACUUCUGGAUUUUACUACCUCCGCGUGCAGGCCAUGAGUCAAUAUAAUAAGUCAUGCUUGUCUAAUGAAGUAAUAAUAGAUCCUCUAAGAAUAAAUGAAAUUGGCCCUCCUGCUGUAAAAGUGGAUGUCAGUGAUGUUUUGCUACAUGUCCAGAUUUCUCCUCCAGGAGGAUCUGAAAAUGAAAUCAUGACGGAGCAUUAUUACUUAUCUUACCAGAUUGUGUAUAGGAAGAAUUCAUCAGAUAAUGAGGAGGAAAUGAAGGUGAAAGAGAUAAAACAGACAAUAGCGACAAUCUCUGAUCUAACACCUUCAACACAGUACUGUGUAAAAGUAAAAGCAUUUUCAGAAACUUACAACAAAAGCAGUCCCUUCAGCAAAGAGGAAUGCAUCAAAACACCUGAAGAUAAAAUGUUACCUCUGAUCAUUUUAACAACGUUUGUAACUGCCCUGAUUGCUGUCUUGGUUGUGGCUGUACUGUUCAUUUUUUUCCUGUAUCAAGCCUAUAAUAAAAUCAAGUAUGUGUUCUUUCCAUCAUGCAAGCCUCCUCUGAACAUAGAGGGUUUUGGAGGUCAGCUCUUUGGCAGUCCGUAUCUGCCCACUGCAGAAGAACCAAUAGAAAGUUGUUAUGUCAUUGAAAGUAUCAUAGAAGAAGUAAAUCAAAUUGAUUUCAAAGACUACAAACAUUCUAAACAGAGCAGUCGAGAUUCAGGGAAUUACUCUAAUGAUGAUGAUACCUCAGGGAGCAAAGGGUCAGAAGGAAUGCUAGAAAAGGAAAUAUGACUUUUAAGGAAAUAAAAUUCAAAUGAGGGACUGGUAGCGUAAUAAACACUUAAACUUUUUUUUUAUUAUGAAAGUCUCGGACUAACGAAGACAGUAUGGCUUUGGGAUAUUGUGCUGAAGUUUCCAAAUCUCCACUGGGUUAGUGGAAAGUUACACACCUUCUCUGCUGCAAGCUGACUGAAGUUAAAACACAUUUGACUUCUGUUAUCUUACACCAUUUUGACUGAAUAUUCAUCCUGUGAUAAAAGGAAUACCAUCUGAAUAAAGAGGAACAAGUCUGUACACUUCAUAUACUUGAACCUAAUAACCUCAGUGAAAGCCUACUGUGUUCCACAAGAAGGCUUUGAGUGCUAGUGUGUACUUUGAAAGAAUACUUAAAUUACAGUAUUGAGUCUUACAAUUACACAGGCAGAAGAAAACUGAUGCCAGAUACAAUUGUAAGAACUGUGAUACUCUCUUCCAGCCCCUUGGGGGCAGUGGUUUUUGGUUCAGCAGGUCCAAAGCAAAGGAUGCAGAGAAAACAGUCUCAGUGAGGCAGCUCCUCUGAGCAUCCUUGUAAACUUUCGUGGCCAUGGCUAUCAGAUACUUCUGAUGUCUGCUUUUGUGUUUGUGAAGCUGUGUCCCUGCAUCAGGGUGCUCUUCUCCUACAGCACUUGGUAACCUGGGCAAGUCUGGGGAGGGGAAGAGUCAGGAAAGAGGCUUACUCCACUGUAAUGAAAAAUUUCACAGUGGAAGCUCUUUGUAAAUAGAGGUAUAGUCAAAUUGUAUUGUUCUGCAUUUAGGAUGACAAGCGUCCAAGCCAGAUAUACACUGCAGGAAGAAACUAACGAGUACUUUAAAUAAUAAUUUGAAAAAUGCUUUAAUGAUAAGGCACAUUAAGAAUAUUCUUUUUCUUCUCUCUCAUGGCUAAACAACCAGAAGCAUAAAACAAUUCUAAUUGAAUUGGAUUUGCAAAUGUGAAUCUCCUUUAACAAAGGAACUUAUUUCUGUAAUUAGAAUUAUCCAAGCUGAAUUUAGGAAAUGUCUUCUAACAGCAUGGUGAGGACGCUCGUCAUUCAAAGUUUUUUCAACUCGGUCUCAUUCUGUCAACAAACAUUUCCUUGUACCAAAAUAAAAAGAUGCUGCAAUGUUGUUUCACUUGGCAUGCCACUUUUCUUUUUGAACUGAUUUUCGAAAUAGUUCAUUUCUUAUGAAGAAAUUGAUUUAGAGUAAAUUGUUUUUAUGUUGCUUGUUGUCUAACAUGUAAUUGAUGUUUAAAUGUUUUUUUAUUUUCAAAUGUGAUCUAAUUUUAUAAACUUUGUUACUGUGUUCAUUGAAGAACAUAAUAAAUUUUGCACAUUUACUUCUUUAAA
Messenger RNA from Cygnus olor (mute swan), 3566 nucleotides. It is a transcript of the gene IFNAR1, whose product is annotated as interferon alpha and beta receptor subunit 1. Bases 505 to 2214 code for a protein of 569 amino acids. Gene Ontology annotation, molecular function: protein binding. The transcript has 11 exons. The record is from RefSeq and is a predicted model, not a curated record. Lineage: Eukaryota; Metazoa; Chordata; Aves; Anseriformes; Anatidae.